Molecule: messenger RNA, 2648 nt
Organism: Acomys russatus (golden spiny mouse)
Lineage: Eukaryota; Metazoa; Chordata; Mammalia; Rodentia; Muridae
Gene: Gprin3
Product: GPRIN family member 3
Exons: 1
Coding region: 38-2344 (768 amino acids)
Biological process (GO): neuron projection development
Cellular component (GO): plasma membrane
Source: RefSeq, a predicted model, not a curated record
UGGAACAGACACUGGAGUGCUCUUGGAGAGAACUCCCAUGGGGACUGUACCUGACCCUCUCAGAGUGACUAAAGCUUCCAUAGUGCCUGUUUCCGAAAAGGAAGAGGCUGGACAGGAGCUUCAGAGUGUCUCACCACAACCAGCUCAGCCAGAUAAGAAUGCCAGUGCCCCAGGCAAUGCGACUGCAGAACUCAGCCUUAGGCUCAGUGCAGCUGCUGAGGCCCUGAUGCAAGCCUGUGUGCAUGACUCCAGUGAGCAAGACAUGGCAUCUCCUGGUGUCCUCAAUAAAGUGGAGCAAGUGUGCCCCACACACAACACUCCCAUUGACUCCCAGCUUCAAGGAAGCAAGGAGCCGGCAGCACCAGGCUCGAAUUCUACAGCAGGAAAGGAACUUAUAUCUGCUCCAUUUCCAAGGGCAGCCAUUCAGCACACUCACCAUGCUGUCCGAGGAGACCCACCAAAUACUAGUACCUGUCUGGUACCUGAAGAUUCCUUGGAGAAAUCAAAGGCAAACUCAAACAGUGAGAAACCUGAAAAGUCAAGUUGUCCUAGCAGGGUCACGUGUUGCAGCAGCAAAAGUCAAAUGCUCUGUGAUUUUUCGUCUCCAGAAAAUAUUCAGGGUACUGUACAGGCUUCAGAUACUGCGAUAGGAACUCGCUCAUGCGCUUCUACAGACAGACCUGAGGGAGAAGGGCAGAAAGACAUCAGCCAUGCCACAGUGGGAUUCACUGAACCUCCAGCAGGAAGGGCAUGCCCAGAGAACAAACAGCCCUCUGGUACCAACUCGGACAGCCUAGAUGAAAGGUCUGAAAAGCCUCCAGUAUCCCUCCUCACCAGCAGAGAUGCCACAUGUUCUCUAGGUGCAGAGUCGCUGCUGCCCGCUGAGCAUCCGGUGUCAAGGUUCAAAGAAGCCAGUACAAUGACCUGCCAAGCUGAAAGCGAGCCGAAGGAGUUCCCUGGCAGGGCUUGGCAAGAUGCCGAGGUGCAGGCAGUGGCAAGUAUGGAGAGCAGGUCUGUCUCUACGAGCCCCAGCAUCCUCCCCGCGCUCUUAAAGGAAAUCCCUGCCCCUGAGCCGGAGCACGGACAAGAGCAGCUCCGUGUAAUUUGCCACGGCAAGGGCAGUGGAGGCCACUUGUUGGAACUCUCAAACAGCAUGGAAGAGCCCCAGAAGUCAAGGCAACGCCCGGUCAUUGAACCACAGGUGCACAUCCAGGCAGCUGCUGCCACUCCUGCAGUUUUCAAAGGGGGAUGCAAACCAGGGAACAAACCAGCCGAAGCCCUUAAAUCCCCACCGAUCCAUGUGGCCUGCAGUCAAAACCAGGAUACCGUGGAAGAUGGGACGUCUUCAGCAAGCAAAGAGGCAACCUCCAGACAGCUUACAGGUAUGAAUCCUGACUCCCAGAAAGCUAGCUCCAUUGGCCAGAUUUCCCGUGUGGCAGGGAGUCAGGCUGAGAUAAGUCAUCGAUUGGGGAACUCUGAAACCACUCCACCUGAGUUUGUAGCGAAAACUACAAAUGACCAAAAACCAGAGCCAGGCUGCAAACUGCCCGACUCCCGUGGAGGUGCCAACAAAAACGACCAGCUAAAGAGCUCAGACCCUGCUGAUAAAAGAGGUGCAAAGGACCAGAAGCCUGCUUCUUCUCCUCUUAACGUGAAAGAGCGUGCACCUGGGGCCACCAGCACCCCAGAUGCUAAAUCCCUACUGCUAAAUCCUAAAUCUCAAGGAAAUGAAGGUGCUGCGGCAUCAGAGGUCAAUCCUGAACCCUCCCCAGGGAGGAAGAGCCUGCAGAACACCUUGGAAGAACACAGGCAGACCAAGACCGUCACGAGCCUGAGCCUGCCAUCUGAAGGCACAGGUGAUUCAAGCCCAGGCUCUGGCAAGAGGACCCCUUCUCGCUCUGUCAAAGCUAGCCCGCGUAGAGCCAGCCGGGUCAGCGAGUUCCUGAAGGAGCUUAAUGUGACAGCAGCUGCUGCCCAGGUGGGGCUCACACCUAGCGAGAAGAAGAAACAGCUGGGUGCAGACUCCAAGCUGCAGCUGAAACAGUCCAAGCGAGUGAGGGACGUGGUGUGGGAUGACCAGGGCAUGACCUGGGAAGUGUAUGGUGCUUCCUUGGACCCAGAGUCUCUGGGAGUUGCCAUCCAGAACCAUUUACAAAGGCAAAUUAGGGAACACGAGAAGUUAGUUAAAACACAAAGUGGCCAGUCUCGAAGAUCUAUUUCCUCAGAUUCUUCUUCCAGUAAGAAGCUCAAAGGGCGACAGCAGGGCGUCCUGCAGUCCAUGCUGCAAAACUUCCGGCGCCCCAACUGCUGUGUCCGUCCUGCCCCAUCUUCUGUGCUAGACUGAAAGGGAACAGCGCUGGUGUAGGACUUAGGGUAUUUCUUGCGUCUAUCCAUGUCAAAGCUUAGAAGUUUGACUUUCUGUUUUGUUUUGGGAUUGUCGUUGGUUUCUGAGAGACCUAGAAGUAAAGGCAAGUAUUUAGUUUAAGAAUUAGCUAUUAUGAGUUAUUGGGUCCUCCAUAAAUAAAAUGCUGUUUCACAGUGAUAGAAAGAACACAAGAGGCCAGGCAAAGCUUGCAGAAGGUCUGUACCCCUAAUUCAGAAGAAAUAAUCUUCACUAAGGUUUUUUUAAAAAUACAUUUUUGUUUACA